Molecule: messenger RNA, 936 nt
Organism: Mustela lutreola (European mink)
Lineage: Eukaryota; Metazoa; Chordata; Mammalia; Carnivora; Mustelidae
Product: olfactory receptor 51V1-like
Exons: 1
Coding region: 1-936 (311 amino acids)
Biological process (GO): G protein-coupled receptor signaling pathway
Cellular component (GO): membrane
Molecular function (GO): G protein-coupled receptor activity; olfactory receptor activity
Source: RefSeq, a predicted model, not a curated record
AUGUCUGUUCAAGCUGGUUCCAAAGUCAGUAACUCCACCUUUCUCCUUGCGGGUUUCCUUGGUCUGGAACGGGAAUACCCUUGGCUCUCCAUCCCUUUCUCCUGUAUCUAUGCUAUGGUACUCUCAGGGAACUGCCUGGUGCUGCACGUGAUUCGGACAGAGCCGAGCCUGCAUCAGCCCAUGUUCUACUUCCUGGCCAUGCUGGCCCUCACUGACCUAUGCAUGGGGCUGUCCACAGUACACACAGUCCUGGGCAUCCUGUGGGGGCUCAACCAGGAGAUUGGUCUGGAUGCAUGCAUUGCUCAAGCUUUCUUUGUUCAUGGUCUAUCAUGCAUGGAGUCUGGCGUCCUACUGGCCAUGGCCUUUGAUCGCUUCACUGCAAUCUCCAAUCCUCUGAGAUAUACAUCCAUUCUCACCAAUACAAGAAUCAUCAGCAUUGGUGUGGCCAUUUUAGGGAGGAUUUUCCUCACUGCUCCCAUUGUCCGCCUAAAGUUCUUUGAUUACUGCCGCCCCCACAUCCUCUCCCACUCUUUCUGCCUGCACCAGGACCUACUUCGGCUCGCCUGCUCUGACAUCCGCUUCAACAGCUUCUAUGCCUUGGCUCUGGUGAUCUGCACACUGUUUUUGGAUGCAGUGCUCAUUCUGGUCUCCUACAUCUUGAUCCUGCACUCAGUAUUGACUAUUGCAUCCCGGGAGGAGCGAUUCAAGUCCUUGCAGACCUGUGUCUCCCACAUCUGUGCAGUUCUAGUUUUCUAUAUCCCAAUCAUUGGUCUGACUAUGGUGCACCGUUUUGGAAAGCACCUCUCUCCUGUGGUCCACGUCCUCAUGGGCAACAUCUAUAUCCUUUUCCCACCCUUGAUGAACCCCAUCAUCUACAGUGUCAAAACCCAACAAAUACGUAUUAGGAUCCAGAGAUGGUUCACUAAACCAAACUGA